Messenger RNA from Colletotrichum karsti, 1236 nucleotides. RefSeq lists its product as uncharacterized. Bases 1 to 1236 code for a protein of 411 amino acids. The transcript has a single exon. The record is from RefSeq and is a predicted model, not a curated record. Lineage: Eukaryota; Fungi; Ascomycota; Sordariomycetes; Glomerellales; Glomerellaceae. Gene Ontology annotation, molecular function: nucleotide binding.
AUGGCUUCAGCUUGGGGCCUCUUGCGCCGCAAUUACGUCACGCUUAAUCCGCCGGUCGCCCCCCGACAGGAUGGAGCUCUCCGUUUCGGUAUUCUCGGCGCCGCCAACAUCGCUCCUUUGGGGAUAAUCAUCCCGGCCAAAUCCCACCCGGAAGUCGUAGUCCAGGCCGUCGCGGCCCGAGACCAGAAGAAAGCCGCUGCCUUCGCGACGAAGCACGGCAUCCCUGACGUCAAACCAGACUACCAAUCCAUCAUCGACGACCCCAAUAUCGACUGCGUCUACAUUCCCCUCCCCAACGGAUUACAUUACGAGUGGACGGUCAAGGCCCUCAAGGCUGGAAAACACGUCCUCCUGGAAAAGCCGUCCGUCGCCAAUGCCGCCGAGGCCGAAUCGCUGUUCAGGCUACCGCUGUUGAAGGAGCCCGGUGCCCCGGUGCUCCUCGAGGCGUUCCACUACCGGUUCCAGCCCAGCUGGCAGUACUACUUGACCCUGGUGGACGCGCCCAACGUUGAGCAUGUCAAGGCGAGUGCGUUCCUCCCGUGGUUUGUCAUCGCAAGCGAUGAUGAUAUCCGGUUCAAGUACGACCUCGCAGGCGGCGCCUUGAUGGAUCUGGGGACGUACACCAUCAGCGCCAUCAGGCAGACGUUCAAGGGCGAGCCGGAGGAGUGUCUGGACGCCAAGUUCCAGACCAUGGCCGCCCCGGAGGAAAACGCGGACCAUUCUUGGAAGAUCACCUGGCGCAUGAAGAGCGGCGGGACGGCGGAGGCGGAGGGCACGCUGCGGGGUAAGAUCAUGCAGUUCGGACCGCCGAGGCUGAGCGUCACGCACAGGGAGACGGUCGUCGAGGACGCCAAGUUGCCGAUCGGGCAGGAGAAGACGCGGAAGCGGAAGAUCGAGUUUGCCAACUUCAUGCUGGGGUGGAUCUGGCACCAGAUCGACGUGGUGGACGAGUUCGUCAUCAAGAACAAGAGCAACGGGUCGGUGGUGAAGAGCUGGACGGAGAAGCAGACGAAGAAGGCGUACACCUUCCGCGAGGCUGGUAUGGAGGGUGUCGGAGAGGAGCAUUGGUUUACGUACCGGCACCAGCUGGAGCAGUUCGUCAACCGCGUCAAGGGGCGGGAGACGAGCACUUGGGUUGACGGGGAGGACAGCAUUGCCCAGAUGAGGAUGAUUGAUAUGGCAUAUGCAAAGGCGGGUUUGCCGUUGCGCAAGUCGCCUGGGGUUACGAUUGCAUGA